UUUGACAUCUUGCUAGAGUUGUCUUGUCGUUCAUACUGUGAUCAUAUUGGUGUUACACCUUGAUCAUACUAAAAUGGUUGGUAGUACCCACAAAUGUGGACAACCAAACUGCUUGUUCCCUGUGGAGGAGGGAAUGCAGUGUGACGAAUGCAAUAAAUGGUUCCACAAAAUGUGCACCCGUUUAAGUCCCACUGCAUAUAAAAGAUGUUCGAAGCCUAACUCACAUUGGCUUUGCAUGUUUUGCUGUGCCAACAAGGCAUUGCUAAUACAGGAGGCUAUGAGCCUAUUGGCUUUGGCCUGUAAGAAGAAUGAUGGCAAAUGUGCCGACAACACGGGCACUGACAGUGACGAAUGUGUCAGUGUUGUUACGCAACGCCUCAAAAAACCGACUCUGAACGACGCAAAAGUGAAAUCUCCGUUGAUAUUAACAGGGGGAGUAGUACCACCUAGUACUGACAUUGUUAAUCAUGCACCUUUAGUGGGCACCGACGAUCUGGAUAAAACAGUCACCGUUCCAAAUAGUCCCAGUGUUACUAGGGAUGAAAAAUGGACUACGGUACGUAGAAAACGAAAUGAAAAGAAAAAAGCUGUAAGCAGUACACAGGUAGUUAGUAACUCAAUGGUGGACUCAAAUUGUGAGCCACAAGUUGCACUACCAAGAUCUGAUCGUAAGAGUGAAACCCAUCCUGGCGUAACUGAGAAGAAAAAUCUAAUAACAUCGAAUAUUAUUGUGAGCAAAUUGCGGGAGUCAAGUGACCCUGAUCCGAAAGUUGGACACGCGCAUGACUUAGAAAAGCUAGGAGAAUACAUUCGUAGUAUUUUACCAGAUAACUCCAAAGGAGUUCAGGUUAAAAAGUUAGUAAGAAUAGGCAAGAGGACCGAGGACAAUGUUGAACCCCGUCCAUGCAGACUCCUUAAGGUAAUCCUAGGAUCGGAGAAGCAACGGGAUCUCUUGUUAAGUAGCGCUCGUUGUCACGACAAUUCUGACAUCCGAGUUAGGCCUGAUAUAUCUCUCGAAGAUAGAAUAAAAAGGAAGAAAGCACUAGCUGAACUUGAAACCCGUCGGCAAAACGGCGAGGAAAAUCUCCGGUUAGUGGGUUUUCGGAUAGUCAGGUCUUGGAAGCGAAUGCUACCAAGGCCUGUGUGGAUAGGCUGUUCUACUUAGGAGUUUUAUAUGCCAACGCUCGUAGUCUACGAAAUAAGUUCUAUGAACUAGAAGCACUAGUGGACAGGGUAAAGCCACUCAUAGUAGCAGUGACAGAAACUUGGUUAGUCGAUGACUUAGACAUUACUCCAGAAUUAUCCGGAUAUCACUGCAUCAGGAGUGACAGACAUAG
Schistosoma margrebowiei is the source of this 1337-nucleotide messenger RNA. Lineage: Eukaryota; Metazoa; Platyhelminthes; Trematoda; Strigeidida; Schistosomatidae. The record is from the annotation of a GenBank genome assembly.